UGCGCCGGAAGCACUCUUAAUCCUGCCGGAAGCACGUUUGUUGUUGGAGAGGGGUCGACGCGGAAGUGCAGCUUGGAGGGGAACGAUGGGUUGCGACGGGGGGACCAUCCCCAAGAGACACGAAUUAGUGAAAGGGCCUCGGAAGGUCGAGAAGGUUGACAAAAAUGCAGAAUUAGUGGCACAGUGGUACUACUGCACACUGAGUCAAGAAGAAUUAAGGAGACCAAUUGUAGCCUGUGAGCUGGGAAGGCUGUAUAACAAAGAUGCUAUCAUUGAAUUUUUACUGGACAAGUCAUCUGAUAAAUCCCUUGUGCAGGCUGCAUCCUAUAUCAGGAGCAUUAAGAAUGUAACAGAGCUGAACCUUGCAGAUAAUCCAGCUUGGAAAGGUGAUAAAGGGAACACAAAAGGUGAUAAAUAUGAUGACAUCCAGUGUGCACGCUUUAUUUGCCCUGUGGUGGGCUUGGAAAUGAAUGGAAGACAUCGCUUUUGUUUUUUGCGGAAUUGUGGCUGUGUGUUCUCUGAACGUGCUCUUAAAGAAAUUAAAACAGAAGUUUGUCACCGGUGUGGUGUUCCCUUUCAAGAUGUUGAUGUGAUUAUACUUAAUGGUAAUAAAGAUGAUGUGGAAGUGCUGAAGAAAAGAAUGGAGGAGAGAAGGCUUAAGAGUAAAGUGGGAAAGCACAUACAAAAGUGGGCUUUGAAAAUCUUGCCAAGAGAUGCUAUUGAACUAAUAUUUUUUCAGCCUUCUAAGAAAUUAAAAUUAACUGUUCUACUAAGCUUUGUUUUUCAAAAAUCAAAGAAAUGUAAGGUAGUGGAAUCAGUCUCUCAACAAGACACCACUGAAGAUGCUCCAGGACCAUCAGAAGUAAAGACUGCGAAAGAUGACCUGAACACUAAUUCUGGAGAAAGGAAACAGAUUAUCUUCACAAAGAGUGCAGAAGCUAAUGGAAGUUCUUCUGCAUCGGGAAAAAUCAGUAAAGCUUCAGCUGGCACCACCAAGAGAUCCAUUGCUAACAGUGAGGAGAAAUCAGAGGCAUACAAGUCUAUUUUUACGUCACACAGCUCAGCAAAACGCUCAAAGGAAGAGUCUUCCAAUUGGAUUACUCACACGGCAUACUAUUUCUGAAACAAUUGUAUGCAUGAUUGUAAAAGUCAUUGCUGCUUUUCUUCCCUGGGGCUUUUUCUGUGUAACUCUGAUACAGGGUGUUCAUUGUAAUCUGAUAUCUGGAAUUAUUCAUUUUUCAAAUUGUUUAUAAACUUGUAAAUAACCAGUGUACUUAGGUUGUUUACAGCUAUUGUUAAAUAAGAAAUAGAUGGCCAAAAUCCAUGUCUGGUAAUGUGACUUAUUUUAAAAGAUUAUUUACAAAAAAUAAUUCUUUGGGGUCAGAUUCUGCCAUCCUUAGUUAAACGGAGUAGUAUUUUAUACUUGAUUGCAGUUCCAGUUAGGAUUGCAGAAUCUGCUUACUAGUAAAUAUAUCCUUCUAUGCUUUUAAAUGUAGAAUGGAUUACCUACAUAAUUUUAGCUGCAGUUGUAAUUGAACUUCUCUUUGUGUUAGUUAAGACUGAAUUUAAUGUUUGUAACUUUUGACACUGCUUGAUAACAAAUCUCCCCCCACAAUAUUUCCUCUCUUACAUUAACUAAUUUGACUCAAGUCAAAACCAGUACAGUCUCUCUCAAAGGUGCUGGAGAUCACUUUGAAUUAAUGUAUGUCAGGAUGGAGUCAUUUAGAAAGCUCGGUGUGAUCUCUGAAAUAAAGUAAAAACUUUUUUACAAUAGUCUUCUGUUCCAUUUCAAAGGAAAAUGAAGGUGGGGGAAAUGUUUUGCUAUUUACUGCUAAAUUAUUUUUAAAGGAGGCACCAAAAUUGUUUUUUUGUUCCCUGCAAAAGUGUUCUAGCUUUUUUCCCCUCUUACAUUAGAAAUACCAAGUCUGGGCUUCUAUCUUUUUGGUGGAGAACUGUGGAGGAUAAUGGCAUCACACCAUGCUGAAACUUGAGCUGGAGCUUUCUUCCUUGCAGUUGAAGUAGCACUGAGGCUGGGUUUUGUACAUCAUUAAGCAGCAAUUUGCCUUUAAUUAAAACAAAUUAAUGGAUCCAAAUCUUUUUAGCUCAACUAAAAAAUAUGAACACACUUAUUACCAUAACUUUUGAUGUUUUGAGACUUUGGAGAAGCAUUUAGUUCAUCUGGUUAAAGCUGUUUUAUGAACCUAGCACAUUAAAAUAUCAGUGUGUUUAAACACAUUGAAAGAUUGGUGAUUCUGACUCAAGGUUUGGGUGGAAGAGAGAAGAAUUCUACCGAGAACUCCUUGGAGAAAUCAAUAUCAAGCUCAGUUUUUAAAAAAAUAUUUGCUUCUGUGCAAAGAAAACUGCCUUUAGCCCAUCUGCUUUGUUUUUAAUAGAAAAAGUCCAGAUCUUUGGAAAACUGAGUGUCCCUUUUACAUGUUUUAAAUGAUGUCUGUGCCAGAUAGUACUUUUGAUUUAAGAGGGAAGUUUACAGUUACUGUAUAGUGCCAAGUAUGGAAAUAUUUGCUUCUGAAAUCUGUUUUACUUAAUGUUAUUUCCCAGCUACUCUUUAGAAACUGCAAGCCUUUUACCACCCUAUGGCUGCUAGUUUCACCCUUUUUUCCUUUUUACUCUAGACAGGCUAGACUAUGGAAGUCCAAUCUAUACAUUUCAAUGAAUCCUUCAGUUUCUUCUUGGAAUCAUUUUGCAAGAGUAUAGAAGAGUGUGAUUAUUCUUUAAUAAUUACAUGAUGAAUCUGACCUCAUUUAUAUAAAAAGCUGUGGACUAAAUUGUAGAGACAUCCCAAAAGAAGUGCUCUCAAUAUCCGAGUGCAAAUGUUUGCCCAACAAAAUAGUUAAUUACAUGUACAAAUGCUAACCCAGAUGCAUGCAUUCUUUUAUGUGGAUAAAGAGAUGAACCUGCAAACUUUGGGGGGUGCAUUAAUAAAGACCAUUUUAAAUUUGGGCCCUUUCAAAUGCAGUGGUGGUCUUUCUUUGCACUCUCUUGCCUUUCAGAUUAGUGAAAUGUGCUGCUUCCAAAACAUCUGUAAUCCAUGUUUCUUGAUUCCUAAUCCUAAAGUUUCUAACAGGAACUGAACAUGUUAGCUAGUCCAAGUCCAAUUCAAGUCCAAGUCAGAAUUGCCUACGUAGAAUUGAGUGAUACUGUGUGCAUGUACAGCAACUUGCUCUUAUUUUGAUCAAGUCUGUCCCUGUAACUUUGACUGAAAUAAGUGAUUGGUUUUGUCAUAUAACCAUAAAGAUUCCUGGUAGCCUACAUAGCGUAUGUCCGUGCUCGAAUAGAGCAACUUUUAGAUGUUAGUCAUCUUUGAUUGUCAUAUGCCUUCCUCUGAGCCCUUUUUUAACCUUAUUUGAAAUUUAGCAAGCUUUUUAAAUGUUAACUUUCCACUUCCAAUUAUUCAGUGUCUAACAAUACUUGAUGCUGUUGUCCAAUAAUAGCUACUUAAAGUGAUCAAAAUAAAAGCUGGAAGCUACUUUCACUUUUUUUUAAUGUAGCCUUUGUUCAAACUAACAAAGCUAAAAUUACAGUAAGUAGCAGGUUUUUAAAGCUACUGCACAAUGAUGUUACGUUGUUACUUUUCUGUGUGACAGCAAUUAAUUAGCCUUGUAAUUUAUUUUGAAAAGUGCCUUCCUUUAUAAUCAGCAAUAAUUAAUUGGAAGUUUAGAUUUGUUU
This is a messenger RNA of Dermochelys coriacea (leatherback sea turtle), 3687 nucleotides long. It is a transcript of the gene RTF2, whose product is annotated as replication termination factor 2. Lineage: Eukaryota; Metazoa; Chordata; Testudines; Dermochelyidae. The coding region runs from base 86 to 1123 and encodes 345 amino acids. Gene Ontology annotation, biological process: mitotic DNA replication termination; site-specific DNA replication termination at RTS1 barrier. The record is from RefSeq and is a predicted model, not a curated record. The transcript is spliced from 10 exons. Gene Ontology annotation, cellular component: nucleus.